UGGGCGAGAGGGAGAGCGCGAGAGACACAGACCGCGCAUGCGAUAGAGGUAGAGGAGAGACGCGCGCGCUCAAGAGUCCAGACAAGAGGGCUGUAUAUCAUAGAGCUGAAACUGCAUAAACACGGCAAUGUCAAGGUCAGCUGUUGUGAUGUGGCUCUUGGCUGUGUUCUGCUUUGACAGCAAAGCAGCAAAGACAUCUGAGAGUAUAAACGUCAUUGCUGGGCAGAAUGUGAUGCUGCCAUGCCCUUGCUCUGAAGAUACUGAAAGGGUUGUAUGGCAGAUUGGCGAGGAGAUAGUUGUAAAUCAGUGUUGUGAGAACCAUCCACAAGAUCAAUUCUAUGUAAACAGAACCCAAGUCUUCCUAUUGUCUGCAAAAGGAAACUGCUCACUACUUCUUCGUAAUGUGGCCUUGAAAGAUGCGACUGAGUUUACAUGUUAUACUUUUGAUAGUGAAAGCUUCCAAGACAUGCAGAAAGUUACAUUGAAUGUUGAAGAGCCAUAUAUAAAUAGCCAGAGUCAUACAAGUUCUCAUAUUGUUCUGCCUACUCCAGGAACUAGAAAUGAACCUCAUACAGGAUUUUCAGUUGGAGUUCCCAUAACAUUGAUACUGGUAAUCCUGUUUGGACUGAUUGUGGCACUUUUUAUCAGAAAGCAUCGGCAGAGGCAGCCAAGGAUGAUGGAGAUCGAGAAACCACAUUUAAGACUGCCUAUAGUGGACCACACUCCUGUGUGACUAAUAACAAUAUAUCAUUAUGGGUGAGCCAAUAAAUAUGGACUCAAAUUACUGUGAAGACCACUUGGAACUUAAUACGAUCACCAACAUGGGCAUUAAAUAUCUGUAGACAUGUCUACAGUAUAUAUAUUUUCCAUUGUGGAUAUACACUGUAAUAUACAAAGGGGACCCACAAAUUCCUGGAAUUGUAUAAAAAAAACAAAACACAGCAUUUCCUCUGUAAUCCCCUUCAAAGCACUCUUUCUGUAAUGUGAUAAAUUUGUGUUUCUUCCAUUCCUUUACACUUUUUAGUUUUCAGCUUUUGAAAUUAUGUCUAGAGCCCCAUGUGCUUUAUUCCCCUGGAUUUUUUCCAUUGUUUAAUGUUUUUUUUAAAUGUAGGGAGAUCUGAAUAAUGAGGUGAAUGUGAAGUGAUAACCACAUUGCUUAUGGACAAGGCAGUGUUUGUAGGUGCAUUGUCCUAGUGAAAGAGCCACUACUGUGUUUGUCCGUUAAUGUGAAAAACUAAAUCAUCUUUGUCCCACCACAAUCGAAUUCUGGGAAUUUGUGACCCUUCUUUUAUUUUUGUGUAUAAAUGUACAUAUACUUUAACAAUUUUGCUUUUAGAUUUAAAUUCAUUUAACGAGCAGUUUAGAGGUACACGUAUCCAGAGGUAGAGGGCGGUGGUUCAUUUAUCUAUGGUAAACAGCUCACUACACAUGCAUUUUGUACAUACUAGUUUUCACCUUCACUGGUUCGUAGCUGUCUUAAACACACGCUGACUAAUGGGUGGGAAUUGGCCAAAGAAAAAAAAUAACACAAAAAGCUUUUUGCGUGUCAGUGGAGAUGAAAGUGCAGCAAGAAUGAGUUUUAUAAUCAGCCAGAAACAUGUAGAGAUGCAUCAAUAGUAUUUCAAAUUUUGGCAUUAAUAUCAGUAUUCAAUUGGGUCUAGCAUAUUUUUUGUCUGCUUCCAGGUUCUAUUAUAUUUGGAGAUACUAAACAACCACAUGAUAUUAAAGGGCAUCAACACUGUACAUGUGAUCUUUGGAACGGUACCAGUGUGAGGACAUGAUGACUGAAUGGACACAAAUUGUUUUCUUUUAUUAAAAAGCAGGAUCAGUGCAUCUCUAAACAGAACCUAACAUAAAGCACUAACUACAAAUGUGUUGAUUUGAACUUGAAUGAUUUCACUGAUUCACACUUGUGCUUUCAUGUGAAAAUCUUCACAGAAUUUGUAUAUAUACCAAAGUAAUCAACUUAUAUAUAUGAACUUGCAAUAUUUGUAAGCGUGACUCUUUCCUAAGCUGAAAGCCCAGAACAGGAAAAACAAGAAUCAGUGUUGAAAUCUGAACUGAGAUGGUUUAACAAGGCAAGAACAGUUUUUAUUACACAUUUUAAUUACUUAUUACUUUAUUACUUUUAUUUUAAACCAGCAAACAUCCAUUCACAAAAAAUGCAGCUAGGUAAAUGAUAGAUUAAUAUAAACAACAGUGAAAACAUGUAAACAAUUGCAACUCCAGGGCUAUGUGCAUCAACUUUGGAAACUGUACCGGCUGGUAUGUUCAAAAUGUACUUACUAUUUUUUGUGUCAAAGGUCUCUGGUGUUUAAUAUAUCCCAUAUGUAAACUGUAAAGGACAUAUUAUAUUUGCAGACAAACAGAUGGCCUCCCUUUUUUAUUAUGAAACUUUUAUUUCUAUGUAGUUGGUGUUAAGUUAAUGGCAGUACUUAAAGCACUUAAAUCUACGCCUGGGCGUGCUUUCUUUUGGUGGAUUUUUAUUUUAAAACUCCCUAUGGGAUAUUUUGCUUGAUUGUAUUUGUUACAAAUAUAACAGAAAUGUUAAGUGUAUUUUUUAUAUGCCUGUAGUGCUAAUAAACUUUACAGUACUUUUCUAUA
This is a messenger RNA of Silurus meridionalis, 2604 nucleotides long. RefSeq lists its product as uncharacterized. Gene Ontology annotation, cellular component: external side of plasma membrane. The record is from RefSeq and is a predicted model, not a curated record. Bases 128 to 733 code for a protein of 201 amino acids. Gene Ontology annotation, biological process: negative regulation of T cell proliferation; positive regulation of T cell proliferation; immune response. NCBI's taxonomy places the organism in Eukaryota, Metazoa, Chordata, Actinopteri, Siluriformes, Siluridae. The transcript is spliced from 6 exons.